CUGGUGUUGGUUUUUGCUUUUAAAUGUGUGGGUGAAAUUUACCCGUGUGUUCAUGAACCACAACUUUAUUUAUUAGUUGUUUGGUCCAGAAAAUGUUGAGUGUUUGUCAAACCUGGAAAUGAAUAUGGUGAUGUUUUGUUCACACACACACACACACACACUGAUUGAGUUUUAAUGAUUUCUUUGUUUUAUGGAGCAAAGAAAUAAAGAAAAUAUUUACAUUUAAGAAGGCGUAUAAAUAGACUGAUUAGUUGAUUGAAAUAGCUGACAAUCACUUAAUCAAAUUUUUUAUAAUCAGUGAUUUCUGUCAAUGUUUUACUGCAGGAGGAAAGAACAGUCCUAAAAUGUAAGUCUUAGUAUGAGACUGGACUAAUCUGAAUAUAUCUCACUCUUCUGACCUUGUGGAAUCGUCCACACUGGACAUCUGUACAGACAAAAUGGCCGACUGUCACUUUAAACUCGCCAUUAAAUGAAAAACAAACACGCCAUCAGAUCGGAUAUGAAUUGGAGGGAAAAAAUGAAGAUUUAAUAUUCUUGAUUAUACACUGAGCCCUCCUCACUGUUAACCUUAUGGUAACCACUAGGUGGUGCACAACAUCAUUUUAUAGUGGAGGGAGUUUUUUCAAUUCAUUUCUGAUUCAAUGGAUUGUUUUUAUUGUAAACGGACCAUUUGACCAUAUACUGUGUGUGUGUGUGUGUGUGUGUGUAUAUAAAUACUGUGUGUAUAUAUGUAUAGCUGUAAAAGAUGUUUUGACCUCUUCCCACUGAGGACAUGACACUGUCUCCAGUAGUUUUUAUGAUUUUUCUUCUGUUUAAAUGUCUUCAGGCUGGAGACAAAAAAAAACCUUUAUACUCUUAAACAGAAAAGGAUUUUUUACUCUAUCGCUGUUCUUUGUGUGUAUGUGGACAUCUUGUCCUCAACUUUAAAGGACUUGUGUCCAGGUUUAAAACCUGGUUUUCUGCUGAGACGGAGGUAAAGGCUCAGGGUUAGACACUGAGUUGUGAUAGUCAAGGUUAAGUUAAGGGGUGUCCUCACUGAGACAGCUGUACAGGACUGUGUGUGUUGGACGAUGUCCCACUUGCUCAUCUGUUGUGUAUAAAACUCACAGUCUGAGGAAUUCUCAGCUGACGUGACUGGAUUUUCUUUCUGUCAGACGACGAUUUAAACUCAAUCUUCUGCGACGACAAAACGCCACAAAAGUCAGUGUCUCCAUUCUGCUUUUUAAAGUCCACACAGUCCUGGUGAUGGUUUGGACAACAGAUGUUCUUUUAAACCUGGAUUUAUUAGAUUUUAAAGUUUUGUUCUAUCAAUAACUGUAAAUACGGAUUAAUCAUCUAUAAUCAAGCAUUUCUUAACCCUUAUUAAUCUUUAUUAAAUACUACACAUUUGUUUCCCACUACAAGGAACAUUAAUAAGGGUUAAGAAAUGCUUGAUUAAAGUGAAGUAUUGCUUGUUUUGUAAAUUUUUAAGUCCUGGUUAAGGGAUACAUAUUUUAUACUGUACAAUAAGGCUCACAAGGAACUAAAUUAAUAAAUAAUAUAAGUAUAAUAUAUAAUAUAAGUAAACCAUUUUCACCCCAGGUUGAAGCAGGAAAACAAGUAUUGUUUUUUGUCAUUUUAAUAUUCAAAUCUUAUUCAAAAUAUUUAGCUGAUUUUACUGAACUUGGGCUUUUAUUUUGAAGGUUUGACUCUUAAAAACGCCUCUGGGAAACUGUGAGGUGUGUGUGUGUGUGUGUGUGUAAACUGAGCUCAGGUGUCGAGUUACACUUGGUAAUAAACACACACUGUAAAACAGAGCGACUUCCUUCAGUGUGGAGAUGUUUUAGUUUCAGCAUCAGUGAAGGAAAAACAUGAUUUAAUAAUAUAAAAACAGAAAUACGGUGUUUGAUGGAGGGUCACAAGGGUUUUUUCUUGGCCUACAUUUGUCCAUAAAACAGAAUGUAACGCGUUCCUGAUCUACCUCCUCAGCCUAGACCUUGUCCUCUGUCCACUUGUCCUAUGUUCUUUUCUUUUGCUCCAUCUCUUUGAAAAGUUAAUCUUUCUUCGUCUUCUUUCAUUGUUGCAGCUACAAAAUGUGUUCAACCAAUCUGAGUUCUUCAGCACAUAGCCCCGCCCCUCUAGAGAAAAGUCAUGAAGGACACAGAAAAACAGAUGAUGUCACUUUGUUUCUGUUCAUGGAGAACAAACAGGCUGAGAGUUACGUACUACAGCUUUAAAGCAGGUUCACACUAAAGAGGUCAGAACACUCCGGCAGAGAGAGAAGCUCCUGGUGAGGAUGACCGGAUGAUGGAGGGAGUGACACUCGCACCAAACACAGCCUGCUGAGAUAAAACCGUGGUAGCGAUGGCGGCGUGGCUGGGCCGUGUCUCUCUGGGCGACGCAUGGUUCAACAUGUGCAGCCGCCUGCUGAGGACCAAGCCCGUGGGCUCCAUGGCUCACCAAUCGGACGACCUCACCGAGCUCGGCGAGGGCUCGCCGGUCGGCCUGGCCAAGGUCCUAACCACCGUGGACCUGGUGUCGCUCGGCGUGGGCAGCUGCGUCGGCACGGGGAUGUACGUGGUCGCCGGGCUGGUCGCCAAGGCCAUGGCUGGGCCCGGGGUCAUCUUGUCGUUUAUCAUCGCAGCCGUGGCAUCCAUACUGUCAGGCGUGUGCUACGCAGAGUUUGGCGUCCGCGUGCCCAAAACCACCGGCUCCGCCUACACCUACAGUUACGUGACGGUGGGGGAGUUUGUGGCGUUCUUCAUCGGCUGGAACUUGAUCCUGGAGUACCUGAUCGGCACGGCGGCGGGCGCCUCAGCCCUCAGCAGCAUGUUCGACUCCCUGGCCAAUCACAGCAUCAGCAGCUACAUGAUCACACACCUGGGCACGCUCCGAGGACUCGGUAAAGGUGAGGACACGUACCCGGACGUCCUGGCGCUCUUCAUCGCUCUGCUGGUGACCGCCAUCAUCGCGCUCGGCGUGCGAAACUCGGUCGGCUUCAACAACGUCCUGAACGUGGUCAACCUGGUCGUGUGGGUGUUCACCGUCAUCGCCGGACUUUUCUUCGUCUCCAUCAGCAACUGGGAGGGCGGCGACUUCCUGCCGUACGGCUGGUCGGGGGUGAUGAAAGGCGCCGCCACCUGUUUCUACGCCUUCAUCGGCUUCGACAUCAUCGCGACGACGGGAGAGGAAGCGAAAGACCCGAACACGUCCAUCCCGUACGCCAUCACCGCCUCGCUGGUCACUUGUCUCACCGCCUACGUGUCGGUGAGCGUGAUCCUGACGCUCAUGGUUCCCUACAACCUCAUCGACGGCUCAGCUCCUCUCAUGGAGAUGUUCGCCGACCACGGCUUCCUGUGGGGGAAGUACACGGUGGCUGUCGGCGCCAUCGCCGGACUCACCGUGUCUCUGCUGGGAUCUCUGUUCCCAAUGCCAAGGGUCAUCUACGCCAUGUCACGAGAUGGUCUGCUGUUCAGGUUCCUGUCCCACGUGUCGGCGCUCACACACACCCCUGCGGUGGCGUGUGUGGUCUCGGGCAGCUUCGCCGGCGUCCUCGCUCUGCUGGUGAGCCUGCGUGACCUGAUCGAGAUGAUGUCCAUCGGCACGCUGCUGGCCUACACCCUGGUCAGCGUGUGUGUCCUCUUACUGCGCUACCAGCCCGACGAGCACGCCGACGCCCACCAGGUCAACUCUGUGGAGGUGGACGGCGUCACAGCGCCCCGGGACGACGGAGUCGCCACCAAAGACGACCAGAUGCUGAUUGACGAGGACGGCUCAUCGUCCUAUCACAGGGGCGGGACUGAUGGAGAAGGAGACGACUCUGACUUCCACACGGGCCACACCUCGCUGCUGAAAAGACUUCUGGGAGGUCACUACUACACGCUGAGGUUGCGGCUGGGGAUGCCAGACGCGUCGGCGCGGCCCACGCCGGCCACCGGUCGUACGGUGACCCACUGCACCCUCCUCCUCUUCUUCAUGUCCUUCCUCCUGUGGUCCACCGUGAUAUUCGGCGUGGAGCAGGGCACCUGGGUGGAGGCGGGGUUCUCAGGACUGCUGGCCAUGGCGAUGGCAGGUUCCAUGGUGAAGCUGUUGAUCGUGAUCAUACAGCAGCCGGAGAGCUCACAGAAGCUUCCCUACAUGGCGCCGUGUGUGCCCUUUGUCCCCGCCGCGGCCAUAUUGGUCAACAGCUACCUCAUGCUCAAACUAUCUCCUCUCACCUGGGCCAGAUUCACCAUCUGGUGCCUGAUCGGUUUGUUGAUCUACGGUUGUUAUGGGGUGUGGCACAGCGCGCUGGAGCUGAGCGCCCGCGAGCAGCAGGCGCAGGCCAGCUCCUACCAGCGCUACGACGACCACCUGGACGACACCUUCUCCCCCGACGACGACCUUUACCCCCAGGAACAGGACGAGGCGCCGUACCAGGGCUGGUCCGCCCCGGAGGAGAGGGGCUACCACUACCAGCACCAGCAGAGGGACCAGUAUGAGGAGCCGGAGGAGAGCGGGGGCGACCAGCACGGCUACCAGUCCGGAUCCGGAGGCCGGUCUACGAGCAGAGGUGACCGGUCCACAGGAAGGACCAAUCACGGCUUUGACGCGGGAGACGAGGACGACUGAAGUGUCUCCUCCCAACACGUCAAAGACUUAUUUCAGAUUUCACACGAGACGCUAAAGAGGCUCUUUGAGCAGCAGCCAUUUAAAUGACCUGGAGUGUCCAGUCUGGCCAGUAGGGGGCAGAUCAUGUGGAAAUAAAACACUUGAAAUUAUAUCAGUUUCAAAAUAAAAGUUAGAUUAAAUAUAGAUCGAUAUAUAGUUUAUGAUAAAAACAAAUUUAUGAUAUAAAUCUAUAAAUUAAAAAGAAUAAAGUGGGGUGCGGGAAAGUAGCCCAUGAACCGCGAGUUUGACACCUUAUGGAUUUAAUGAUCCAAUUAAUGGAAUAAAUGAUAGCUAGGGCAUUGGGAAUGUGGUAAAAGUGACGUUAAGUCCAAAUCAUAGAUGUUUUUUAAAAUUUCAGUUGUGAAGAAAAAGUGUCUCAGCUAGCCACCAGGGGGCGACUCUUGAAUAUUAGCUUCUACGUCUCGCGGGAGUUCAUGGUUUUAGUAAACAAUACACAAUAGCUAGCCAGAAACACCUAAGCAUCCCCGCGACAACGAUGUAAAUCCCAGCUCUGACUUCCGAUGUUAAUGGAACGCGACGUUACUCCUGUGAUCCGCCUGCUUGAUCCUGUGACCAGUAUCAAAAUGGCCGCCGUGACCUGUGACAAAAUGGCUGCUGUGCAAAGAGCCGUCUUCUGAUUUAAAGGUACAGUAGGAUUUUCGUUAUUUUUUGGGACAUUAUUGAUCCGCAGCCUGUUUUUUUAAAGGAAUAAUGACGUUAUUUUUUCUUCUUGAGUUGUUUUUGUUUGUUUUUGUUUUGUCUUUUUUGGAGUGAAUGAUAUUUACGAUGGUGUUUGAGUGUUUGCUCUGUCACAACAAAAUGUGACGUUGACUGCCGACCUUGUUUGUCAAUAAAUGUCUUCAUGAUUG
Molecule: messenger RNA, 5498 nt
Organism: Solea solea (common sole)
Lineage: Eukaryota; Metazoa; Chordata; Actinopteri; Pleuronectiformes; Soleidae
Gene: slc7a14b
Product: solute carrier family 7 member 14b
Exons: 9
Coding region: 2344-4590 (748 amino acids)
Biological process (GO): transmembrane transport; amino acid transport
Cellular component (GO): plasma membrane
Molecular function (GO): amino acid transmembrane transporter activity
Source: RefSeq, a predicted model, not a curated record